ACUACUACUACUAUAAGCUUACGACUGCUUUACCUCGGGUCGCUCUUAAUUAUUCCAGUCAUUGCGUGAGUUUAUUGAAGAGUAUUUGAAGCAGAGGAAAAUUUCAUCUGAUCCUAACUAGGAUUGAGUAGUGUUGUACAUAGAACAUCCCGUGAAAAUGGAAGCUGAAAAAUCAUUGCUGUUAAUCAAAGACGAGAAGGAGAAUUUGGUAGAUGAUCUUACAGAAAACAAAGAUGGAGGCUCUUUAUUUACAGAUCCUUUCUCAGAAGUGAAGGCAGAGCCAGAAUUUAUAUACUGUAGUGAAUUUGAUAUAGACUCUUCAUCCCAGUGUAUGAAGUGCGAGGAUGACUCUAAAAUCUUUGAUGAAGAAAGUGAAAAAGAGGUUAUUUCAGAAGACACUGGACAUUUGGAUAUAGCAGAGGAUUCUCACAUACCAUUCGUAUCAUGUGGAAUAUUGUAUGAUGAUAAUUUGUCUAAAGAGACUGACAAAAAUAACUUCAAAGCUUUGGAAGUGUUUUUAAAGACAACCAACAGUGCAAGGAAGAUACUAACUUGUGCUGAAUGCCAAAGGACAUUUUCUCAGAAGUGUGAUCUGAAAGCCCACAUGAGAUCACAUACAGGAGAGAAAAUAGAGAAACCAUACUUAUGCUCUGUAUGUCAAAAAAGUUUUCCAUACCCAAGUCAUCUCACAAUACACAUGAGAACUCAUACAGGAGAGAAACCAUUCACUUGCUCUGUAUGUCAAAGAAGUUAUAGUGAUUCAAGUAACCUCAGAUCACACAUGAGAUCUCAUACAGGAGAGAGACCAUUCACCUGCUCUGCAUGUCAAAGAGGUUUUUUUGUGUCAAGUACUCUCAAAAAACACAUGAGAACUCAUACAGGAGAGAAACCAUUCACUUGCUCUGUAUGUCAAAAAAGUUUUUAUGCCUCGAGCGAUCUCAAAAUACAUAUGAGAAUUCAUACUGGUGAGAAACCACAUACUUGCUCUGUAUGUAAAAGAGGUUUUUCAUGCUCAAGUCAUCUAAAAAACCACAUGAGAACCCAUACAGGAGAGAAACCAUUUGUUUGCCCUACAUGUCAAAGAAGUUUUUCUGUCUUAGGUAAUCUCCAAAAACACAUGAGAACUCAUACGGGAAAGAAACCAUUCACUUGCUCUUUAUGUCAAAGAAGUUUUUCUGAAUCAUGCAAUCUCAAAAAACACAUGAGAACUCAUACAUGAUAGAAACUGUUCAUUUACUCUUAUAUGUCAGAGAAGUUUUUCUUUCAUAGGUAAUCUCAAAACCCACUUGAAAAACUAAUACAGGGUAGAAACCACUCACUUGCUCUGUAUGUGAAGGACGUUUUUCUUGUUCGAUUCGUCAGUAAACAGACAAUGUAUACGUACUUGAUCUUUGUCCAAGUAGUUUUUCUAAUUCUGAAAUUCUCUAAGUACACAUUGGAAAUCAUUGUAGAGAGAGGGCAUUCUCUGGUCCUAAUGUAAAAUAUUUUAGGCAGUUUCAAAUACUUUGAGAUUACCCAUGAAAAUUUUUAUAAUACAUAUAGGCCAAUUUAAUGUACUGAAUGCCAAAAAGCUUUUGAUUAUUUCUCUGCUCUCAGAAACGUUAUGAGAACCCAUAUUGGAGAGAAGCCAUUCACUUCUCGUGAAUGGCAAAGGAGAUUUUAUUGUAGUGUCUUACCGAACAAUUAUACAGCCGUGAUUUCCACGAGCGGCAGGAG
Messenger RNA from Macrobrachium nipponense, 1716 nucleotides. Its product is annotated as gastrula zinc finger protein xLCGF3.1-like. Gene Ontology annotation, cellular component: nucleus. Gene Ontology annotation, molecular function: RNA polymerase II cis-regulatory region sequence-specific DNA binding; DNA-binding transcription factor activity, RNA polymerase II-specific. NCBI's taxonomy places the organism in Eukaryota, Metazoa, Arthropoda, Malacostraca, Decapoda, Palaemonidae. The record is from RefSeq and is a predicted model, not a curated record. The transcript is spliced from 2 exons. Gene Ontology annotation, biological process: regulation of transcription by RNA polymerase II. Bases 158 to 1219 code for a protein of 353 amino acids.